GAAGGAACGAUUGGCCAUCGGUGAUCGGUCCUGUGGGAACAAUGCUCCGUCCUCUCGAGGACGCGUGGUCAAUGGUCUAACCGCUAAGGCAUGCAAAACAUAAGAGUACGCCCCCCCCCCCCCCCCAACAAAAAAACGCAAACAGGUGUUGAGUGGUCUCGACACCUAUAGCACGGCCCUGAUGGGCUCCCUAUCGAACGAGUACCUCGACCUGCCGCUCAUGAGCGUCGCGGGUACCGCUGCGAGGGCGGAGUCUCGAAACGAGACGGAGGGCGGCUACCUGCUCCACACCCAGCCCGGUGUUGUGCCGCAGAUGCAGGUCCUCGUGAGGCUGAUACUGGACAUGAAGCUGGCUCGGGACGCCGUGGACGGGAGGUCGGAGACGACGGAGCGAGUGUGGCUGGUGCACACGAGCGACACCUUCGGCACGAUCGCGACGGCGGCCUUCAACGCCGCCGCUACCACCAUCUCCGUGGCCCUACCCGACACCUCCGACGACGACGAGGACGACGACGACGACGGGAGCGGGGGGGAAGAGCGGGCGACGGUCGAGGUUGCCGGAACUGUGGUGAUAGCCGCAAGCAGCGAAACAAUGUUCGAUUCGGAACUGGCGACGCUGGUUGACAACGAGGCCUCUAUCAUAGUGCUGCUGGCGGAGGGGUUUGACGGCGCCAUCAUCAGGACGGUCCUGUCCCAGGCCAACGAGGCCGGCCUGACGGAGGGGGUGCAGUGGUACCUGCCCAACGUGGCGGCCUUCGACCACGUCUUCGACCGGAACUCCACGUACCGCGACGCGAGCCUCGCCUUCGACAUGCGAGGGGCGCUCGGCGUUCGAGCCUGCACACCCCGCACAGGCAAGAUGGCGCAGGACACGCUCACUUUGGCGAACGUGAACGGCUCGGGACUCCAAGGGAUAGCGCUUGAUAGCUGCCCGUUUCCGAGGAACGGCUCCUGGGCGGACGGCGCCUUGAUGCGCGACUCCCUGCUGUCCGCGUCGGGUACCCUGGUCGGAGCCACGGGGCCCCUGGGCAUGUCGGUCGGGGAGGACGACGACGGGAGGGACGCGGACACGGUCACCUUCUGCGCGGUCAACCUCAAGCCGGACGCCACCCACGGGGCGAGGUUCGAGGUGAUCAGCACGCUGGACGGCGCGACCCUCGAGAGCGAGGACGGCGAGGGCUUCCAGGCCAUCAGCCCGUUCCAGGAGGCGCAGACUUUCCCCGCUGGCGCCCUGACGUACCCGCCCGACCGUCCUAUCCUGCAGGGUCGACAUAUGGAUGUGGUCAUGAGGCGCGACGCCCCGCCGUUUGUGUUUGUGGACGGGGACGGCAGCAGCAUCGACGACUUCACGGGUAUUACGCCGGAGUUCUUGAAGCAACUUGCUGAUGUCGUAGGCUUCACGUACUCGCUUAGGGCACCGCCCGAAGGCACGACAACUCCAGAGACCAUCGAGAUGGUGAGGAACGGGUCGGCGGACAUGACGGGGAGCUGGAUCACGAUCACGUCGGAGCGUGCGGAGUACGUGUCCUUCACGUACCCGUACUUCGACCUGGGCAUCGCGUUCGUCUACCUGCCCACCAUCGACGAAGGAGUGAACUUCUGGAAGGCGUUCGCCCCGUUCGAGGCCAGCCUGUGGUUGAUGCUCCUCGUGUCCCUCGUCGUGACGGUGUUCCUGCUGUGGCUCUUCGAGGGCGCGAAGAACGCCCAGUUCUCCAGGGGCGGCUGGGGCAGGCGCCACAGGACGGUCACAAGGGGUAUUAGCCGUUCGGUUUACGUGACGUCGUCGUUGAUGAUGUCGCAGCUCACGCACAAGCCCGAAACGCUGGAGGGGUAUCUGCUCACCCUCGGCUGGCUGUUCACCUCUUUCGUCCUGGCCGCAUCCUACACCGCAGAGCUCGCCUCGUUCCUGACGGCCUCCAAGCUAGAAACCACGGUGAGGACUCAUCGUCAUCUUAGCCCCCCCCCCACAUAG
Messenger RNA from Ectocarpus siliculosus, 1972 nucleotides. The record is from the annotation of a GenBank genome assembly. Lineage: Eukaryota; Phaeophyceae; Ectocarpales; Ectocarpaceae.